AUGUCGAAAAACGGUGGGGAUUGCGUUGUAAGCGGCUUGGAAAAUACGAAACAAAGUUUCAAUACUCAUUCUACGGAAAAAGAGCCGCCCAGGUCAAAGUUAGGGUAUGAAGACGAUAUAAGUGAGAUUGUGGUGGGAAUCAAACGUCUUUUGGCAGGGCAUGACAAUCUGAACGCACAGGUGCAACGCAUGGACUCGAAGGUCGCCCAGACACAGAUAGAUCUCGAGGGGUUGGUGUCCCGCAGUGCCAACAACAACAAGCACUUGCAACACCUGCUGUUGUCAAAAAAAGAGGUUCAGAAACGCGGAGAUGUAGUCCAAGAGAAUUCAAAGUCGUUUACGGCGGCUGAAAACGGGGGAGAAAGCUUUCUUGAGGUUCAAAGGUUGCGCCAGGAAUUGGAUCUCUACAAGCAACAAAAUGGGCAGUUGAUGGAGCUGAACACACAGAUUUCCCAAAAACAGGCCAUUGUCAGCGAACUAGAAACACAACACAGACUUGUGGUAGCUCGGCUUACAGAAGCGCAACGAGAAUUUGAGAUUCUGCGACAAGAUCACAAGAUUCUGGUCGAACAACUGGACCACGCGUUACUGGAGAAAUGCAAAGCCGUGGAGAAUAACCUUGCCAUAUCGGGGGCCGCUUUUAUGCCCUCAAAGGCUUCAGUGUCGACCGCCUUGCCGAUGACAAAAAUGAACCGCAUCACGUCCAUGCUACGCCAAAAACAGCCCAAUGGGAGAAGAGUGGUCUCUUUGAAUGUUGCUGAUAGCAUGCGUUCUGAUGAGCCCUCCAACAACUCCGAUGAUAACGGAGAAGAAGACAAGCCCGAAGAAGACAACGCUGAAAACGACGCCGAAGACGACUAA
Messenger RNA from Lachancea lanzarotensis, 861 nucleotides. RefSeq names its product LALA0S09e01002g1_1. The transcript has a single exon. Lineage: Eukaryota; Fungi; Ascomycota; Saccharomycetes; Saccharomycetales; Saccharomycetaceae. The record is from RefSeq and is a predicted model, not a curated record. Bases 1 to 861 code for a protein of 286 amino acids.